AUGUCUCGUGACGUCUCGUAUGAGAUUUCUUACUUCAUCAUUCAGGUCAACGAGUGGACUGUUCCUCUCGGGCUAGGCGGUCUGUUUUCAGGGGAGGUACCCUUCCCUGAUGCCAACACGGAGGGUAGGAGUUCUGUCGUUGAUGAGCAGGCGCAGGAUUUCAAGUUUUUCUUCAACGACUUACUAGUGGAUAUGUUCGCCGCCUCAACCGCUCUUGCCGCCUGCGAGCCCAGCUCUGCUUUCUUCGGUUUCAUGGGUAUCACUGCUGCCAUCAGUUUCGCCAACCUCGGUGCCGCCUACGGUACCGCUAAGUCUGGUGUCGGUAUCUGCUCCAUGGGUGUUAUGAGGCCCGAUCUCGUGAUGCGAUCUAUCAUUCCUGUCGUUAUGGCUGGUGUCUUGGGUAUUUACGGUCUCAUCACUUCCGUUAUUAUUAACGGUAAGAUGGAUACCCCCGCUACCUACUCCCAGUACUCUGGCUAUGCCCAUCUCGGUGCCGGUUUGACUGUUGGUCUCUCAUCUCUGGCCGCCGGUUUGGCCAUCGGAAUCGUCGGUGAUUCUGGUGUUCGCGCCAACGCCCAGCAACCCAAGCUUUUCGUCGGUAUGAUCCUCAUCUUGAUCUUCGCCGAAGCUCUGGGUCUAUACGGUCUCAUUGUCGGUCUUGUUGUUGCCUCUACUGCCACUGAGAAGGGUGCCGGUCUUUGCAGCUCCUUUGCUCCUCAGUAAGUCGUCUUCCAUUCAACUCGUCAGUCGCCGCCCUAAGGGAGGUUGAUGUCGUUGUUGAAGGUGGGAGUCGGAAAGCUUCUGUUAAGAUGAUAAUAAGAGUUAUAUAGGCUCAUCGUAUUUCCUUUAAUGCGAUUAGCUAACUACUACCAUUAUUGUGCUGAUGAUAUUCCGCUACCAUUACUGGACUCAUCUGUCUAGUCGUCCGCUCCAAUAUUUGGUCGUACGCUGGUUGGUGUGGUUCAAUUGUGGUGGUAAAUGCUUCAUCGGAGU
Messenger RNA from Perkinsus marinus ATCC 50983, 993 nucleotides. Its product is annotated as vacuolar ATP synthase 16 kDa proteolipid subunit, putative. The coding region runs from base 1 to 723 and encodes 240 amino acids. Lineage: Eukaryota; Perkinsozoa; Perkinsida; Perkinsidae. The record is from RefSeq and is a predicted model, not a curated record. Gene Ontology annotation, molecular function: proton-transporting ATPase activity, rotational mechanism. Gene Ontology annotation, biological process: proton transmembrane transport. The transcript has 5 exons. Gene Ontology annotation, cellular component: proton-transporting V-type ATPase, V0 domain.